This is a messenger RNA of Osmerus eperlanus (European smelt), 964 nucleotides long. RefSeq names its product gamma-glutamylcyclotransferase-like. Gene Ontology annotation, molecular function: gamma-glutamylcyclotransferase activity. Lineage: Eukaryota; Metazoa; Chordata; Actinopteri; Osmeriformes; Osmeridae. The record is from RefSeq and is a predicted model, not a curated record. The transcript has 4 exons. The coding region runs from base 123 to 818 and encodes 231 amino acids.
ACCCCUUCUGCGGAUUUAGCCAAUGAGCACCUGCCCACAAGCGCCGAGGGUCCACACGAUCCCUGAACAUUUCCCAAAACAACACUUUCAACAGAUAGAGAACACCGCUUUACAGAAGAGACAUGUAUUGCAUACUUUAUUACACGGUGGGGCUUGCUUUGUUCCAGCCGCUGUUAGCGGCAACGGUCGUGCAAGUCGAUAAAGACUAUAAGAGUUCAAAUACAUCGACUGACUUUCUUUAUUUCGCUUAUGGAAGUAAUCUUUUGAAAGAGAGACUGCAGUUGAAAAAUCCGUCCGCCGAGUUUGUCAGAACGGGUCGACUGAAGGAUUAUUCUCUUCGAUUCGGACAUUGGAGGGAAGACUUCAAUGGCUCCAACUCCUGGCACGGAGGUGUCGCAACCAUCCAGCCGGUCAAAGGAGAAGAUGUGUGGGGAGUCAUCUGGAAGAUGGACACAUCCAACCUCAUAAGCUUAGACAAACAGGAGGGAGUGAAAGGGGGUAGCUACAGCCCCACAGAGGUUACCGUGGACACAGAGGACGGUCUGGUGGUCUGCCGGACCUAUCUGAUGAACAACUUUAAAGCUUACCUCACUUCCCCUCCGUACAAACAGGUCGUGUGCCUUGGUGCCAGACAGAAUGGCCUUCCUCUGGAAUACAUUAAGAAGCUGGACGCUGUGGAGACCAAUGGUUACAGCGGGCCCUCCAUUAUGGAUGACAUCAUAGGCUUCAAGCCCACGGGAAACCCCCAGCUGGAAUCACCGGAGACAACAAGCAAGAAAAGAAACCCUUUUUUUAGUUGGUUAUAUUGGUUAUCUUGAAGUUCUAACACAAAUGUUUGCUUUUUAAAGGCUGUUUAAAAAAAAAAUAUUACUCAAGCACAUUCUGCCAUUAUUUUGGGUGAUAAUGUGACGCGUUUUCAUUAAAAUAAACUUCGGAGUGUCUUAAGAGCAAAUAAAUUACGAAA